CUGUACAGAAGCAGUGAGUAUCGGUGCUCUUAUCGGACAUACCUUGGCCCUUUUGUCAGCCUGCUAAAACAGUCUUCAUCAAGCGAGCAAGAGAAAAUGCGAGUAAGGAUUACAUUCAUGUCUCAUCAGUAACUCCUUCGUAUUUUUUUUCAUGAUUUUUUUAAAUCAUCAAGAGGGGUGACUGAGGGAAACCAGAUGGGAUAUUAGCCUACUCGCUUCUUUUGCCAUCGAUUUGAGCCUACUACUGGCAAGUGGAAAACAAGCCCUACUUUUGCUCAAUUGAGCGAGAGAUUCUGUCAUUCUAACAAUGUGGCAGUGUAAGCAGUUGGUUGGGGGGCAGAAAUUCGCCCUAAAAUCUCUUCUCUCUUGAACCAAUUUGGAGAGGAUAACCUGUGCAAUGGAAUGGAAUUGUGAUUCUACAUUGGCAUAUUGUUUUUAUAGACAGUCUUCUUGCCUACUAUAAUCCCUGCGGCGAUAGUGGCGCUGCUGACAGGAUAUCUCAUUUUCUGCGCGGGAGCACUGAGGUGGCUAUAAGGAUAAACACAUAAACAAAGAUUGGUCACCAAACUUGGAUUGUGCAUGUUUUUCUAUCACUGGUAGAUGCUGUCGGUUUCCCUUCUGUUUCAUGGCUGGGGCACGGCGGAUAAAAACUUUGUUGACUUUAAACAUCUGCAUGUUCGUGGGCAUUAUACUGUUCUCGGUUUACUGCAGAAUUCAGGAUCGCUCAGAGGAACUCAUGAAGAACGGCAGGACCACUGAGCAAAGAUCCAACCGUAGAAAUGGGAAAGUCACUAACUUUGUGGAGAAGCAAACUAUUCUUCAGAGGCUUGAGCAUCUUGAGGAUGUAGUCUACCAUCAAUUGAACGGUCUGGGAAAGCCGGUUGGGGUACUGGAGGGACCAGUGGGCCAGGAACAGGGGCAGGCCAGGACCCCUGCAACUCUGAGAAACCCUGUCCGCGACCCAGAUGGGGGAAAGUAUGAAGAGUACGGCUACAACGCACAGCUGAGCAAUCAAAUCCCACUGGAUAGAUCCAUUCCUGACUACAGGCCGAAAAAGUGCAAGCUGAUGACUUACCCAGAUGACCUCCCUCAGAUGACAGUGGUGUUCAUCUUUGUAAAUGAGGCCUUGUCAGUGAUCCUACGGUCAGUCCACAGCCUGGUCAAUCACACACCUGCACACAUCCUCAAGGAGAUCAUCCUGGUGGACGACAACAGUGACAGUGUGGAGCUAAAGCUGAACCUGGAUCAGUAUGUGAAUAAGCAGUAUCCAGGCCUAGUGAAGAUUGUGAGGAAUAGCAGACGGGAGGGACUUAUACGGGCCAGAAUCCUUGGCUGGAAAGCUGCCACUGCACCAGUUGUUGGCUUCUUCGACGCACAUGUUGAGUUCAACACAGCAUGGGCAGAACCAAUCCUAACCAGAAUCAGGGCAGAUCGAACACGUAUUAUUCUCCCGUCGAUCGACAACAUCAAGUACAACACGUUUGAGGUGCAGCAGUAUGCUAACGCAGCCCAUGGUUACAACUGGGGCCUUUGGUGUAUGUACAUCAUUCCCCCUCAGGCCUGGCUGGACAGAGGAGAUGAGACGGCCCCCAUCAGGACCCCUGCCAUGAUUGGCUGCUCCUUUGUGGUGAACAGAGAAUACUUUGGAGAGAUUGGCCUUCUAGACCCAGGCAUGGAGGUGUAUGGAGGAGAGAACAUUGAAUUGGGCAUAAGGGUAUGGCAGUGCGGGGGGAGUAUGGAGGUCUUACCGUGUGCUCGGGUGGCACACAUUGAACGCAUCAAGAAACCCUACAAUGAUGACAUUGAUUACUAUGCAAAGCGCAAUGCCUUGAGGGCAGCCGAGGUGUGGAUGGAUGACUACAAAUCACACGUCUACAUGGCCUGGAAUAUCCCUAUCAAUAACCCUGGAGUUGAUUUUGGAGAUGUUUCUGAGAGAAUCGCCUUGAGGAAGAAAUUGCAAUGUCGCAGUUUCCAGUGGUACUUGCGGAAUGUGUAUCCAGAGAUGCGAGUGUACAAUGACACCAUCACCUAUGGUGAGGUGCGAAACAGCAAGGCCAGUGGCUAUUGCUUAGACCAAGGACCUAAUGAUGACAACAGCGCGAUUCUCUACCCGUGUCAUGGCAUGACAUCUCAGCUGGCCCGUUACACCUCAGAGGGGAUUUUGCAGCUUGGUCCCCUGGGUUCCACUACAUUCCUGCCCAACACCAAAUGUCUGGUGGACGAGGGACGAGGGCGGAGGCCAAGUCUAAAAAUAUGUGAUGGAGCAUCACACUCAUCACAAAGGCUUUGGGACUUCAGUCAGAAUGGCCCAAUAAUCAGCAGAGACACUGGUCGUUGUUUGGAGGUGGAGAUGUUUAAAGAGGCCAGCUUCGGCCUGCGGCUGGUGGUCCAGAGGUGCUCUGGUCAGAGGUGGACUAUCAGGAACUGGCUCAAACCUCCACGACACUGAGGGCAGUCUCAACAAGGAGGUGCACCAUAUACAGGCCAGCUGAUGUCUACAAAAAAGACAUGGAACCCUUACCCUGUAGCACUUGGACUAUCCUCUUCACAAAGAUUGUGUUCCUUUGGAUUGAGGCUAUAGACUCUGUUGUCUGCUCCUGGAAAGGUCAAGGAAUUUCAAAAGCAUCUUAACAACAAGUCAUCACAAAGUAUGGAGGAUACAUAUCCCUACGAAGAACCAGAGGAUGUACCAUAUCCGCUACAGAGGUUGUCUAUGACAAUGAUAGUUGCAGUCUGCGAUACUAAAGGAGGUAAUACAAGCGAACAGGCACAUGUUGACAAACCAGUUCAUUUUGAGUGUGUUUUGUUUCUGAUUUCAGAUUUCAUUCAUAUCACGCCAUAAUCCCUGAACACAAUUAUUUGCCUUCAAUCAUAUGUCUGUCUUCUGGAGGCCUAAAUUAUCUCACAUUUAUGGACAAUAGAGGAAAAAGUGAAAAACGCAAAUUGUACACAACAAUCUGGAUAGAAUGAUAAUAGGACAUUAAACAUUAUGACAUAUUUGUGUUCCUUCUUGACGAGUGAUUUUGUAUUAGAGCUGAAUGUUUGACUAUUGUUAAUCAUGAAAAGUAUUGGUUUCUCACCUCUACAGCUGGUUCCACAUAUAUUUAUGCAAAGGGCUGACCUUGAGUCUCCAGGCUCUCUAAUUAUAUGUAAGUGUUUCACUCAGACAACAUGUAAACUGUAAUCUCUGUGAUCAAGCACAGCAUGAUCAGAUGUGUCAUGUCAGAUGAUGUUUCAUUACUCCAACUGUCAUUUUCCACCAUCUGCACACCAGAGGAGAUUCAAUCAUGAGCUCUCAUAUCAAAGAUUUCCAAUCACUAUUGGGGUCUGUUUAAUCAAAGUCUUGGUCCCUGAGUCCUACAUCCAGCAAGACCUAUCACCAACAGCUCUGAAAGUACUAGCGGUAUAAAUACAGCACAUACAGGCCAGACUUUGCAUUAAAAAAGUUAACUGAUUUAAGUGAAUGGUGCUACAAGGCAAAGUCUUAUCUCUUUAUAUGAGAGGGGCUGCUCUUGUGCGUCCACAUCUGAACAGGUCUGGAUGUGAUGUAGGGGAGUAAAAGUGGUGUCAGAAAUGGAAAGGUCGAUUGUGACUGACAGGUUAUCGACAGAGAGCUCAAUCAAACAGAGUGCUGUUGUAAUUGCUUUUCUCACUUGAGUUUAAUGUAGAGGGGCUGAGAUUGUGAAAGGGCUCUUAAUGGUCGCUGGAUAGGCCAUGCCCUUCCACUUGUGACAGUCACCUCUAGCCAUUUUGAGUUUACAGUAGGAGUGGCAUCCAUAGAGACACAAGUGCAAGCACACAUCCCACACUAAGCUGCACCCACACCCAUGCAUUGAUUUAUGAAAAUAAACACAGUUUCAGGUGUGACAUUGAAGAUACUGUACCUGGUCCCUCCUGCUAAUUUUCCUUAUGUAGAACCUGGUUAUGCCAUGACAAGUUUCUGCUGUUUAGUAUUCACUACUAUUGCAACAUUUGAGAUACUGAAAUAGAGCAUGUGCAACCUGUGCAACAUUUUUUGCAAUUCAAGGUCAAGACAGGUUUAAAAUGCUUUGUAUUUUCUGCAAUGCCUUUAAACAGGGGUAGAGCAAAGAUGAUAUGUUGAUGAAAAAUGCAUGAGUGUCAUGAGAUGCAGAAGGUGAUAGCUGUGUUUGUUUUAAUCUUGCGUAGAGACUGCCUCGCACUGAAGACUAAUUCCUUGUUCCCUCAUCAUGCUACGCCGGAAAAUACGGGCCUAACUCCACUUCCCCUCUGUAAUAAAAGAGUGGGUUUGGCUCAGAGGGAGAGAGGAUAAGUAGGUGGCAGAAUGCAGAAUGGACCUCAAUAUCCCUCACAGGAGGAGACCGCUGGAAUAUAAAAUGUAAAUUAAACUGGUAGUGGAUAUCUUUACGCUAUGAUGAAAGCAAGCACAGUUCCCUGCUAUGCUUUACACUCGACAACCUGCUGUGACAGGUUUUUCCAGAAACUAUAUAUUUCAGUCAGAAACAUAAUGGAUGAAUAUUGAUAUGUUCAUAGUCAAGUAGUAGACCCAUGCAUAUAAAACAUU
This is a messenger RNA of Coregonus clupeaformis (lake whitefish), 4543 nucleotides long. RefSeq names its product polypeptide N-acetylgalactosaminyltransferase 9. The transcript is spliced from 10 exons. NCBI's taxonomy places the organism in Eukaryota, Metazoa, Chordata, Actinopteri, Salmoniformes, Salmonidae. The record is from RefSeq and is a predicted model, not a curated record. Gene Ontology annotation, cellular component: Golgi apparatus. Bases 626 to 2449 code for a protein of 607 amino acids.